AUGAACCUAGCUUAUUACGAAUUUUGUUGUAAAAACGAGGUUAACAAGACAAGAUUUUGUGAGAUUAACAGCCUCACGUCGUGGGAAGAGAUAUACAGUAUAAAUAUUUCCUCAUCACCAAGAUCAUCCCAUCUGGUAACAAUGAGUGAAGGAAUGGAUUUCACGCAGUUUCGAUUCUUAUUAAAAUUACUUUCGAUUCGCCUUUCAGCGUACUUAUUAACGGGGCACUUUAAACCAUUCUAUGAAUUAACCAGCUUUGCAUUGUUAAUUACAGGAUCAUUUUGGUUAAAUCCGCCAAUGGAAAUCACCAAUACGAUUGGGUAUCCUGUCACCGAUCCCGAAAUCAAUUCAGAAAAGUUUACAUCAAAAUCAUUUCCAACUUAUGAUUUCAUAGGAAUACCAGCUGAAGGAUGUGAGUUGGAAUUCGAUGUGAUCGUGAUCAGUAGCGGAGCAGGUGGAGGUUUCGUGGCGGCUGAAUUAGCCAAAGCCGGGAAUAGUGUUUUGAAAGGAAAAUAUUACCAUCAAAGUGAGCAAAUACGGAGAGAAGCAAUCGCUCUAAUGCCAUUUUUGCAAAAUGCAAGGGAUUCAGUAGCGAAAUUUAUACUGGAUUGA
Funneliformis mosseae is the source of this 612-nucleotide messenger RNA. The record is from the annotation of a GenBank genome assembly. Lineage: Eukaryota; Fungi; Glomeromycota; Glomeromycetes; Glomerales; Glomeraceae.